Molecule: messenger RNA, 1609 nt
Organism: Phialemonium atrogriseum
Lineage: Eukaryota; Fungi; Ascomycota; Sordariomycetes; Cephalothecales; Cephalothecaceae
Exons: 3
Source: RefSeq, a predicted model, not a curated record
AUGCGACGCAGUAGAGGCGGCUCAAAUCGAAUACUACGGUAGUAUCUAGCCCAUCCGUGAGAGGUGCGUAUGGCCCCGCUCGGAGCUUUUCUGGACACAGCUUCGGCAGUCAAAUAGCCUGAUAUUCGACACCAUAGAGGAUGCGGAGAUAUUGCAUCCAAGACGGCUAAGACAGUAAAUCAUCGACCUUCCCCACAAUUGCAGGGGUGCACCACGGACGACUGGAUGUGCUCUACUUAAUUGCCUAGAUAUAGAGAUGAAGGUCCCCUCGCCCAUGCUGGGGAAGGACUGUUCUCCGCCUUGGGAUUACAACACGCCAUAACCUCGACGACGAUAACCGGAACGGUUCACGAUGCGGUCCACGGCCUCAGUCCUCUGCGGUGCCUUGCUCGCCAAGGGAGCAAUUUCCGCCCCUUACCGCAGCAGCAAUGCCACCUGCGCGCCCGUCCCCUCUCCAUUCCCGACAUACCAACAGCUCCCCGUGCAGUCCACGAUGCCAGACCCCUUCCUGCCACUCGCGUACACCACGAUAGACAACGCCGGCUCGGGCAGCGCCAGCGCCUUCGCGAACGCCGUCAUGACGGGCAAGGGCAAGAACCGCGUCCAGACGCCCGAGGAGUGGUACCAGUGCCGGCAACCCGAGAUCAUGAAGCUGCUGCAGGAAUACCAGUUCGGCUACUACCCGGACCACGGCCAGGAGACGGUGGAGGCGACGCGCAGCGGCACCACGGUCAACAUCGCCGUCACCGCCGGCGGCAAGACGGGCAAGUUCAAGGCCACCAUCUCGCUGCCGGCCGCCGCGUCGGCGGACAAGCCGGCGCCCGUCGUCAUCAACAUCGGCGGCAUGCAGAAUCAGCCAUACCUCAGCGCCGGGAUUGCUAUCGCCCAGUUCGACUACACGAGCGUGGCGGCGGACAGCAAUGCCAAGACUGGUGCUUUCUGGGACGUCUAUAAGGGCAGGGAUAUAGGAGUCUUGACCGCCUGGGCAUGGGGUUUCCACCGCACCCUCGAUGGCCUGAACAUGACGGUGCCCGAGAUCGAUUCGACGCGCGUGGGCGUGACCGGCUGCAGCCGGCUCGGCAAGGGCGCGAUGGCUGCGGGCCUGUUCGACGAGCGCAUCACGGUGACGAUGCCCAUGUCGUCCGGUGUGCAGGGGCUCGGCCCGUACCGCUACCACGCCAUGAGCGGGCAGGACGAGACGCUCGAGAACAGCAAGUCCGGCGCCGGCUGGUGGAGCGACAGCGCGCUGGGCACUUUUGUCAACCACGCCGAGAACCUGCCGUACGACGCCCACACCCUCGCCGCCGCGCUGGCGCCCCGCGCCCUCAUCAUCGACCAGGGCAUCGGCGACCAGUUCACCAACAGCAAGGCCACCGCCGUGAUCGUCUACCCGGCCGCCAAGCUCGUCUACGAGUUCCUCGGGGCGGGGGACAAGAUCGGCAUGAGCGUGCGGAGUGGUGGGCAUUGCGAUAUGAGUGGAUUCAACUCUGUUCUCCCCUUCGUCCAGAAGAUCUUCUUCGGGACAGCAACAACGAAGGAUUACAACGACCUCGGCAGCUAUGGAGCUCCCAUGACCACGGCAUACCCGUGGGCGACGGCCGUACCGAAG